Molecule: messenger RNA, 1659 nt
Organism: Emiliania huxleyi CCMP1516
Lineage: Eukaryota; Haptophyta; Isochrysidales; Noelaerhabdaceae
Exons: 1
Coding region: 14-1402 (462 amino acids)
Source: RefSeq, a predicted model, not a curated record
GGCGACGAUCGCCAUGACAAACGCCGUGGACCCCAACGUCCGCUACUGGGCCGAGCUGGACCGCGAGGUGCGCGGGCUGAUGGACGGCGCCACCGCGGAGGAGGCGGAGCUCUCGUCGGACGAUGAGGGCGCUGCCGAGGGGCUGCUGGGCGGCGAGACGCUCAGCUGGAGCCGCGCGCGGCACUCGGGCGCGGUGUACGCCGAGGCGCCGCGCGCCGAGAGCCGGCCGGCCGCCGCGGGCGACGCCUUUCGCUCGCGCCUCGCGGCAGCCUUUGACGCGCUGCCCGCGCCGUCGGCGAUCGCUGCUGGCGGCGGCGCGGUGGGCGCGGCGGGCGAUCGCAUCGGCCCGGCCUUCUCGCGGCAGGCGCAGGGCCACUCGCUCGCCGAGCCAGAGAGCGUCUCGAGCUGGCAUGCGCUCGCCUCGCGCGAGGCGCGCGGGGAGGAGGAGCUCGCGGGGCCGUCUGCGGCGGGGAGCGGCCGCGGCGGCGGAGAGGAGGAGGACGAGGAGGGGGACAUUGCGAUGCUUGCGCGGCGGGCGGCGAUCGCCGCCGAGGACGGCGUCGGCGGGGGAGAGGAGGAGGAGGAGGAGGGGGAGGACGACGACGACGAUUGGGACGCGGGGUGGGACGACCCCGACGCCGCCGGGCGGCGCAAGGUCAGCCGCGGAGGUGGAGGCGGCGGCGGAGGCGAUGCCGCUGCCAGCUCGGACGACGUCGAGAUUGGCGAGUGGUCGACGCACACGGCGAGCUGGGCGCGCGACGCCGACGACUCCGACGAGGACGACGGCGCGGCAAGUGCGGGCGGAGGGGCGGCGGGGGCGGGCGGCGGGGCGGGCGGCGGCGGGGCGUUUGGCGGCCUGGACGACCUCGACGAGCUCGACGGAGGCGGGGACGACGGGAUGGACGACGGGAUGGACGUCUCCUCGCCGCCGCCGGCCGUCGCGGGCGAGAAGCGCGUCCGCUUUGGCGACGCCGCGGCGGCCGCUCCCUCGCCGUCGGCGGGGGCGCGGCGCGGCGCUGCGGCGGCGGCGGCGGCGGGCCGAAGGGAGGGCGUGGCGGGCGGGUCGCGCGCAGGGUACACGCACUACUCGCUGGCGGAGACGGAGGCGCACGGCGAGGAGAGCAACCGCGCCGGCCUCACGCAGGCGCGCGCGCUGCUGGGCGCCGCGGGCGGGGCAGACGCCGGCGCCGGCGAGGGAGCGGCUAGGGGAGCGGGUGCUCCUCCGGCCGAGGGCGGGCGCGAGGCGAGCUUUGGGCGGCGGGCGGCGGGCGGGGCCGGCGCGCGCAGCCGCCACGGGGGCGCGGCUCCGUCCGCCGGCGCCGGAGGAGGAGCGCGGGUGCGGCUCUCGCACUUGAUGGCCGGCGAUGAUGGCGCGUCCGAGCUGGACAGCCUGGACGAGUGAGCAGAGGGGAGGAGGCAGGUGAGGCGAGGCGGCGAGGGCGCGGGGCCCCUGCGGCGCGCAGGGCGGUGUGCACGGACGGUGCAGGGUCAGGGAGAGGGACGUGUGUGUGUCUUGAUCGUUGCACGAGCGCGUUGGGCGUUCUUAAGCGUUCGCGAUCGUGCAGCACCCACAGCACCGAUGUGACGCAGCUCGCCGCUCGAGUACCGGCUACCAGCUACGAGCUACCCCACACACUAUAUACAUGUAGAUCCCCCACA